Molecule: messenger RNA, 2170 nt
Organism: Drosophila busckii
Lineage: Eukaryota; Metazoa; Arthropoda; Insecta; Diptera; Drosophilidae
Gene: beat-Ib
Product: beat-Ib
Exons: 7
Coding region: 567-1529 (320 amino acids)
Source: RefSeq, a predicted model, not a curated record
CGAACAGAGAAAGAGACAGAGAGAAGUGAAGCAAGCAAACGAAAAUACAAAGUGGAAGUUAGUGCAAACAGGAAAUGAAUAUGCAAAGCAGACAAAAAGGGGAUAUGAAAAAUGCAAAUAACCAAUUGCUAGAGUUCAAUGGAAAAUUCCGUUAAAAUCGAAUGUGUUUACACAGCAGUAGCAGCAACUGCAUGCAUAUGACAGCGAAAUUUACAAAAUCGCAUGCACACAUACAUAUGUGAGGCACUGUAUGCACUGCUAAUUGCGCACCGUAGCACACAUAAAAGGAAUCGAGCCAAAGGACGAGCGGAACGAGCUCGAAAUCAUUUCGAAAAUAUGCAUUAAAAAUAGAAAACCAAACAGCAAAAAAACAGACAAAGAGUGAAAGAGAUAGAGAGAGAGACCAAAGUGAUUGCCAGUGUUAAAAUUGAUUUUUGCGGUUUUGCUAGCAACGGAAAUUACACGUAUAUGGCUGCAAAUCGUUGCGGCUAAUAUCGGUAGUGCGGUUAUAGUUUACAGCCACAAGCAUAAAUACGGCAAGGGCAAUAUAUAAAUAACAAGGAAUAAUGAAAAUGCACUCGCCAAUAAUUAAAUACUCACAGCUCUUGAUGCUCCUCGGCUUAGCCUGCUUAACAACUUUGCCAGGGCUUGCUGUGGGGCUACGCAAUGUAAAUGUUCGCAUACCGUCGGCUGUUAAGCGCGGCGAUAAUGCGCUCUUAAUCUGCAAUUAUGACUUGGAAAACGAGACGCUCUAUGCGGUGAAGUGGUACAGAGGCCGGCGCGAGUUCUAUCGCUAUACGCCCAAAGAGAAUCCGGCCUGGAAGAUAUUCACCAAAAGGAAUGAAAUUGAUGUGGAGACCACACAAUCGAAUGCCAGUCAUGUGCUUUUGCGCAACGUGCCCACCUCGAUUUCCGGUAAAUAUGCCUGUGAAGUCUCCGCAGACGCGCCCACAUUUGACACCUCCCUUGUGACCGCCGACAUGGAAGUUGUGGAAUUGCCCACCCAGCGGCCCAUUAUAACAGGCAUACAUAGUCGCUAUCGUCUAGGCGAUAUUAUGAAUGGCAACUGCUCGUCUGACUACUCAAAGCCCGCUGCCAAUCUCACCUGGUGGAUAAACGAUAUACAGGUGCUACCAAAUUAUUUGCGUGUCUAUGACGUGCAGCGACAUCUGGCCGAGCACUUGGAGUCGUCAGUGCUUGAGUUGAAUUUUGUAGUCACUACGCAUCAUUUCUUCAAGGGACGCCUUAAGCUCAAGUGUUCGGCUCGCAUUCAUAAUAUUUAUGCACAGGAGAGCGAGAAGCUUAUUGAGGAGGAUCGUCCACGUAUUUUGGCUUCGGGACGCUCACCGGACAUGAACAUGUAUCCCUUCGAUCAUCCAAGCGACAAUGACUUGACUAAUGAGCAGUUCUUAAAGACUAAAAAUGCUGCCGCAUCGCAACUCCAACUUAAUAGUCAACGAUGCCAAUUGAUGCUGCUAGUGGGUCUAAUGCUUACAGCUCGACUGAACAACAACAUCGGGCGACGGUGAUGAGCUUGCCCCCGCCCACCACUUCAUCAGCAUUGGACUUCAGCAAGACAUCUAAGAACAAUUAUAUAAAAUCAUAUACUUAUAGCAAAUCGUAAAUUAGUAAAUAUUGUGUCAGUAACUAAACGUGUUUAGCGAAUGUUUGUUGUGCGUCAUAGACAGAGAGAGACAGAGCUGCCCCUCUAGAUUAAAACUCACACCCAUACACAUACACAUACAUACACACAUAUAUAUAAAAAGCAUUACAUAAGCCUAAGACUCAAUUUUGAACAUGUUUUGCUCAUCGCAUAAUCCUUGUUACACUCUCAGCCGUUUUCAUGCCCUAAAUCCUAAGAAGUUUGUAAAUACAGAAAACCUUUAACACUAAGCUAACCUACCUAUUUAAUUAUUAAAUUAAAUUACGUCAUGUGGUUUUUAUUGUGUGUGUUUUAUUAAAUGGUUUGUAAAACUUAUGUGUGUAAUUGUUUAACAACUUGUGGUUUCUAGGUACUAAAUUGUUCGUUUUUUGGAAAAACUGUACAACCUAAUUAAUUAAUUAAGUACUACUACUUAGCCAAUGUUCUGUAAGUGUGAGUUGUGACUUCUGUUAAAACAAAAACCAAAAUCAAUGUAAAAACGAUGGCAGCCAAAUAAAGUGUAUUUGA